AUGGCGGGCGACGAGUACUCCGUCGGCGGGGGCAAGCUCAAGCUGAAGGGGAGUAAAGUCAGCGGAGGGCGGAUAGAGAAGAAAAAGAAGAAGAGCGGGAAGAAAAAGGAGGGGGAAGCGACGACGCCCAAGCCGGAGUCGACGCCAGAUACGAAGCGGCCGGAAAACGAAACAGAGGACGGUGUGAGGUCUGAGGAGGAUAGAGAGAAAGAGAGGGAUGCGCCUGGGAAGACUGAGGCCGAGAAGAGAGCGGAGGAGGUUAGGCGCAAACGGUUGCAUGAGCGGCUUCAGCGCGAAGGUGUCAAAACUCAUAAGGAGCGUGUGGAGGAGUUGAAUAAGUAUCUUAGUCGGCUGAGUGAGCAUCAUGAUAUGCCGAAGAUUGGACCGGGCUAA
Penicillium roqueforti is the source of this 393-nucleotide messenger RNA. Its product is annotated as DUF1754 domain-containing protein. Lineage: Eukaryota; Fungi; Ascomycota; Eurotiomycetes; Eurotiales; Aspergillaceae. The record is from RefSeq and is a predicted model, not a curated record. Gene Ontology annotation, cellular component: nucleolus. The transcript is spliced from 3 exons. Bases 1 to 393 code for a protein of 130 amino acids.